UCAGUGCCAUGAUUUAUGUACACUGCAGAUUUUUUUAGAGGGCUUAUGGAACGAUUAUGUCCGGCCAUCCGUCACGAUAACUCAUCCUAUUACUAAUUACAGCUGGGCCACGUAAUUAAGUACCUCCAAUUUUAAUUACUCCUAAUUAAGUCCUUCAAAUUCUUAAGUACUUAAUUUGAAAAAUACUGGAAUAAUUGAAAUUAAUUAUCAAUUACUAAUUACUUCAAUUUCGGUAAUUAAGUAAGUAAUUAACAGACGUCGGAUAUGAAUGAUCGAUAAAACCUUAAAAUAUGAAUGAAAAAUUACCAUAAAAAUCCCCAAAAUAUGACCAUAAAAAUGACUUUAUUUACCUUGGCAUCAGAUUGCAUCGAUUUGGCAUGAGUGAGCGCAUCGUCAAGCACAUGGCACCGUCCCACCAGCAGUAAAGGGGCGGCUGCCUCCCGCCCGUCACCAAAAUGGUCACAGCGUGACCAAAUGUCAUUUUUACACGGAAAUUUUGUUACAUCAUCGGACUACAAUUGAAAAAUGCACCGAAUGCAUAUAGUGGCAUUGCUAGGUCGGGGUCACACUUCCCUAGUGUUCCUAGUAAGAUACAUACAAAUGGUUUAUAUUAUUUUGCACCAAUAGUGGAAAAUAAGCGGGGAAAAUUGAUCCAUAAAUUUGACAUAAUUUCUACAAUUACGGCCACAACCAUGGGGAUGACUUUCUGCUGAUUUGUCUGCACUUUUGGAUCGUAUUAAAUCAAUUAGCCCAAUUGUUUGGCACCAUUAUGCCUUAUGGCUUGUUAGACACGAAUGGUGCCACGAAUUUCCUAAAAAAUGGCCAUGGUCCAAUUUAAUUAGCAUCAAUUGAUGCCAAAAACACAUUAACAGACAGACGGACAGACAGACAGACAGACAGGAGGAAUUCAAUAGCUCCCGUGCUACGCAGGGUGAGCUAAUAAGUAUGUGUUCGUUUAAUUUAAAUCUUCCAUACAAGCAAUCAUUCAUCCACGUAAUCACCCUUUUGAUUAUAUCAGGCAGACAAUUCCUAUUAAUCUUGUGGGUGUCAUGAUAAUGAAAUACAAUUCUGCAACACAAUUAACAACCAAGUGAUAUCUGUCGCAUUCCGUCUGGUUUACUCUGCACUCUUUCUUGUCUCGAUAAACUUAUUUCGCCAAAAUGAAAAUAUUCACAAUUUUCGCCACGAUUUCCUUUCUUUCCACCGUUUUGGCUGGGACUCCUUGGAUACCAGAACCACGUGACGGAUCAUGGCUUGAACGGCACGAAGGGUUCGUCAACAAUUCCUUAAUAAACGGGGGUGAAAUCAACCUUCUCUUUUACGGUGAUUCCAUUACUGACAACUGGGAGGUGGACGAUCCAUAUUGGGGCGCUAAAGAAAUAUAUGACGAAUAUUAUGCUCCCUUGGGUUCUGCAAAUUACGGGGUAGGUUCGGACAGAACGGAACAAGUCCUUUGGCGAAUUAUUAAUGGGGAAGUUUCAAAUUUGCGGCCAAAAGUGUGCGUUUUAAAAAUUGGAACGAACAAUUUGGACGAAAACACCGAUGUCGACAUCGCCCGUGGAAUUGCCUCCAUCGUUACCGAACUCAGGUCCCGCUUACCAGAGACAAAAGUGCUUUUGCUGGGAAUCCUUCCGCGCGAAAAUUCUGUGAUGACGAGCCGAUGUGAAAAUAUAAAUGGGAUGAUUUCCAUCCUGGAUAAUGGAAACACGGUGCGAUACCUGAAUAUGAGGGGGGCCUAUUUUGACGGGAAUUUCUUCUACGAAGGAUUAUAUGUCCAUGAUUUGAUUCAUCUUUCCAAGUUGGGAUAUGCAAUGUGGCAGGAGGUGAUGGAUCCAUUGUUUUCGGAUAUGUUUAACUCGACUAAUUGAUUGAAAUUAUUUAACUCAUAUAUUUAUGUGGUUCACUUAUUCAAGCAAAAUCGGAAAUGUACACAAUUGUAUCUGUUUAAUGGUUAACAGAGCAUAUAUGUCUUUCCACUUGUAUGUAAUAUUAGAAUACGUGAAUGCAAACAAAUAAUGGCAAAUGUGUAAUUUUUCAUUAAUUUUACCAAUUUAUUACUUGAUACCUCCAAAAAUCUAAUCCAACAAUAAAUAUCCCAUCACUCAG
This is a messenger RNA of Folsomia candida, 2106 nucleotides long. Its product is annotated as platelet-activating factor acetylhydrolase IB subunit beta. Gene Ontology annotation, molecular function: phosphatidylcholine lysophospholipase A1 activity. The coding region runs from base 1161 to 1868 and encodes 235 amino acids. NCBI's taxonomy places the organism in Eukaryota, Metazoa, Arthropoda, Collembola, Entomobryomorpha, Isotomidae. The transcript is spliced from 2 exons. The record is from RefSeq and is a predicted model, not a curated record.